CAGCAGAUCGCCGCUUCGUUCGAGCCACUCAUCUGCCGUCCGACCGCCGACCGUCCGCUGCUUCGCGAGGGCACCGAUCUCACUCUGGCCGGUACCAUUCACGUCGACGACGACGACGAUGACGACAACGUCGGCGCCGACCGUGCCAGAACCGGCCGCGACGCCGCCGCGAUGCCUGGCCUAGCAUGCUCCGGGCCUCGAACUGUCGCACUUCACGAAGACGCAGGCAACGUCGCCCCAUUGAACCGCAGAAAGGACGACAGUCCCCGGCUCACGGCGGCUUGUCGUCACGAGCUCGGUCGGGUUAGUGAAAAACUAAGUUACCAUAGUGACCACAGGUGA
Molecule: messenger RNA, 342 nt
Organism: Protopolystoma xenopodis
Lineage: Eukaryota; Metazoa; Platyhelminthes; Monogenea; Polystomatidea; Polystomatidae
Source: the annotation of a GenBank genome assembly